Necator americanus (New World hookworm) is the source of this 303-nucleotide messenger RNA. RefSeq lists its product as uncharacterized. The record is from RefSeq and is a predicted model, not a curated record. The coding region runs from base 1 to 303 and encodes 100 amino acids. The transcript is spliced from 4 exons. Lineage: Eukaryota; Metazoa; Nematoda; Chromadorea; Rhabditida; Ancylostomatidae.
AUGAAAGAGCCGUGCUUCCGGUGUAAGCGGCCGACUUACUUUAACGAUAAGGUCGGUCCGCUUAAGGACGGUGCAUUAUUUCAUAAAGGUUGUUUCAAAUGUUGGAUAUGUGGCACACGACUAUCGCUGAAGACAUAUCACAAUAACAGGAACGAUACACAAGAUUUAGAGGUGUACUGCGCUGGGCACGUGCCAACUCCCGGACCACAUGAUCCUAUUCCACAUAGAUCAAACUUGUUAUUCUCCCCGAAGACGAAAGGCGAAUAUCCGCACAAUUUAAUGAGGCCGGCUGGACCGACAUAG